This is a messenger RNA of Candidula unifasciata, 660 nucleotides long. The record is from the annotation of a GenBank genome assembly. Lineage: Eukaryota; Metazoa; Mollusca; Gastropoda; Stylommatophora; Geomitridae.
AUGUUCUCAGUAGGAAGUUGUAACCAGACUUAUCUUCUCUUGUUUGUUCUUGUCGUGAUGGGAGUGGCAUCACUUGAAGCGCCUUCAGCGUGUCCCUGUGAGGAGAAAUUUCUAGAACGCAUUCAGGACCUUGAAAGAAAAGUGAAUGAGAUGUACCUGGAUUCGGACAAACUAACCACGAAAAUGUUAGACACGAUUGAAUCUGUGGACAAACUACUGGCAUCUGGAGUAGCUGGGGUGGGCCCUCUAGCAGCCAAGCAGAGGCAGAUCGUAUCCUUCACCGUGAGGACCUCCAAGAAUUUGCCCUAUCUCUCGGAAUCAGAGGUCAUUAAGUUUGACGAUGUUCUUGUCAACAACGGGGGAGCUUACGAUAAACACACAGGCAUCUUUACCUCACCCGUGUCUGGUGUAUAUCUGUUCUCUGCCAGCAUCCUCUCAGGAUUCAACAGCACCAUCGAGACCAUGAUCACACUCAACGGUCAACACGACGUGUCCCGCAUCUACUCGGGCGCCUUCAAGAACAGGGGCUACGGUAGCAACACGGUCGUCUUGAAUCUACGUAAAGGCGAUGAGGUGUCCGUGGCCGUGUUCUACGGUAAUGGCAACUAUGUUCACGGGAAAUGGAGCACGUUUUGUGGCACUUUGCUAGAAACGUAUUAG